This is a messenger RNA of Stegodyphus dumicola, 1450 nucleotides long. RefSeq lists its product as uncharacterized. Lineage: Eukaryota; Metazoa; Arthropoda; Arachnida; Araneae; Eresidae. Gene Ontology annotation, molecular function: actin monomer binding. The record is from RefSeq and is a predicted model, not a curated record. Gene Ontology annotation, cellular component: cell cortex.
UUCAGCCACCCGGCAUUCUGGAAGUAGUUACGUGUGUAACUCGUGAAGUUGGUAAUCGUUGGUGGAGUAUUUUUGCAUUUAAAUAGAACUUUUUAUCAAUUAUAAUGUCGUGGCAAGCCUAUGUCGACAAUCAGAUUUGUGCUGAAGUCUCCUGUAAAAUUGCUGCCAUAGCAGGAUUACAAGAUGGUGCUGUAUGGGCAAAAUACGAAGAUUCCAAUUCAAAACCGGUUACACAACAGGAGCUAAAGACUAUAGCAGAUGGCAUGAGAACUAAUCCAGCUGGUUUUCAAGAAACAGGAAUAUACCUUGCUGGAGAAAAGUAUAUUUGUUUAUAUGCAGAACCCACCUUAUUGAGGGGUAGGAAGGGCAGUUCAGCCUUGAUUGUUGUUGCCACCAAUACUUGUUUAUUAGUUGCUGCCACUACAGAUGGUUUUCCACCUGGUCAGUUAAACACUGUAGUUGAAAAAUUAGGAGAUUAUUUGAAACAAAAUAAUUAUUAGGUAUUUGAUGGUUGGAAAAUUUAACUUCUCAGUUUGAUGGAUUUGCUUAUCACAUUGCAGUAUUUUGUUUCAGAGAUCUGCUCAAAUCAGUUUAAUAACUCAAUAAGAAAAAAAUGAUUGCUGGCAACAACAGUACCGGGUUUUUAAAGACUUAAAAAAAUUAUUCAUUUUUAUCUGAGUAAUACCUAUUCUUUUUCCCAUCUCACCCCAAGAACUGCAGCCAAUGAUACCAGAGUUGUAGCCUUUAUUUUCAAGCUUUAUCUCAAUUCCUGAAAUAUUUUGUGUUAGUUAUCAUUUCACAUUCUGCCUCAACAACCUUUGUUUUAUACCUAGUCAAUUAUUCAUCGAAAUAAUCUUUGUAUAUAUGUAUCUGCAGUGAAUCUUGCCUGGUACGCUUAUACUACUGAAAACUAUGUUUUGUAUUGUAUUGUUUAUAUAUUUUUAGAAACUUCUCUCUAAUAACUGAAAUUUAAUGAUAAAAAUGAGUUUUUAAAUAUUUUCCUAAAUAUUUGCUUAGUAUCAGAAUGAAUCCUAUUUGGAUUGCAAGUGUAAAUUAUUGAGAAUGUUUGUAUGCAGCAAAGGCCUUUAAUUUACUGUGAUUUAAUAUCUUAUUGGUAUAUGUUGACAUUUUGAUACCGACAUACUUUGAUACAUUGUAAGGUGUUGUUAUACCUAUAAAGCAAAUGUGCAUUUCAUUUUUGCUACUGGAGAAAUUGGCAUUUAUUUGUGUAUUGUGGCAAACAUAUUGUUCUAGAAAUCUGUAGGUGUGAAUUUUUCUGUGUCUUUUCUCAUAAUUCAGCUUACAAUGUCUGGUCCAUUGGUGGUAUUCCUGUUGUGGUGCCAAUGUUUUUCCACAAUGGAAUUGUGUUACAAAGCUUUGUAAUACUUCGAUAGUUUUUUGUAUUAACCAAUUUUGGCAUCUUUUUAAUUAAAUUUGUCAUUUCUGUAUA